This is a messenger RNA of Botrytis cinerea B05.10, 711 nucleotides long. RefSeq names its product Bcaps1 (gene Bcaps1). The coding region runs from base 39 to 524 and encodes 161 amino acids. Gene Ontology annotation, molecular function: clathrin-cargo adaptor activity. The record is from RefSeq and is a predicted model, not a curated record. Gene Ontology annotation, cellular component: AP-1 adaptor complex; intracellular membrane-bounded organelle. The transcript is spliced from 6 exons. Lineage: Eukaryota; Fungi; Ascomycota; Leotiomycetes; Helotiales; Sclerotiniaceae. Gene Ontology annotation, biological process: protein transport; vesicle-mediated transport.
GGCUGAGAUAUCAAUCUUCUCGAAAAACAAUCAUAAUCAUGGCCAUUCACUAUCUCAUCUUGCUGUCGCGGCAGGGUAAAGUUAGACUCGCAAAGUGGUUUACAACAUUAUCGCCAAAGGAGAAGGCGAAGAUUAUCAAAGAUGUCUCUCAGCUUGUGCUGGCACGCAGAACGAGAAUGUGCAAUUUCUUAGAGUACAAAGAUUCGAAAAUAGUUUAUCGACGAUACGCUUCUCUCUUUUUCAUCGCAGGCUGUGCUUCGACAGAUAACGAACUCAUUACUCUGGAAAUUGUUCACCGCUAUGUUGAGCAGAUGGACAAAUACUAUGGAAAUGUCUGCGAGCUGGAUAUCAUUUUUAACUUCCAAAAAGCGUACUUCAUAUUGGAUGAGUUGUUACUAGCGGGCGAAAUGCAGGAGAGUAGUAAGAAGAACGUGCUUAGGGUGAUAUCAGCGCAAGACUCAAUUGAGGAUACGGAGGCCCAAGCAGAGGUGAUGAGCGGACUUAGAGAGAUCGGUCUUGCUUAAAAUCCCUUUUUACAACUGCCGACCUGGAGUUUGGAAUCCAUGUGAAUGGUAUUGGCGUUCUUGUUGGGGUGUUAAACGGAUGGUAAGAUACCCAGGAGGAAUCAUGGGUCAGGUAUGAAUUGCAAAAUGGCGUUUGUAUACUCAAAUAAGUUGAGUGUGGAAUUGAAUGCGCUGAGUUAUUGGAUCA